Molecule: messenger RNA, 1161 nt
Organism: Venustampulla echinocandica
Lineage: Eukaryota; Fungi; Ascomycota; Leotiomycetes; Helotiales; Pleuroascaceae
Exons: 1
Coding region: 1-1161 (386 amino acids)
Source: RefSeq, a predicted model, not a curated record
AUGGAGUACUUUUGUUACCAUUGCCCGCGUACUUGCGCUAGCAAGGCAGCUUUGGACAAUCACUGUUGGGACAAGCGUCAUAAGCCUGCCUCAAUAUGUAUUGAUUGCGGCGACUUGUUCGACAGUGCAGGUGCCUUGGAGAAGCAUACAGCUUCUGAGCAUCCCCCGUCCCAAAUAGAGUUAGUUUGUGACAACUGCCACCGUACUUUCUCUAGCAUGGCGGCUUUGGAUAGUCACUGUUCGGUCAAAGGUCAUCAGCCAUACUUGAAUGAUUUCCUCCGCCAGAAGCUUGGCUUUCAAGCUCCAGUGCUGAGUUUGGAGUGCGGCCUAUGCCGGUGCCAAUUUUACGAUGAUGCGGGUCUUGAGCAACAUAAGGCUGAUAUGCACCAGAUCAAGUGUUCGGAAUGUCCAACAAUCUCGACCUCCCUUACAAACUAUCUUCAACACCUGAAAGGCAAGCACGAAUUGGCAUGCGAGAAAUGCACUGGUACAUUCAAAAGCUCCGAAGCCCUCAUAGACCACACAAGUCAGUGGCACGAAUUCAAAUGCACCAAGUGCGAUCAGAUAUUUAGCUCGGCAAGUCUACUGCAGGAGCACCUCCAUCCCGGCCACCUCUUCUCCUGUGUCGCUGGUCUUGCUGGUUUCCACGCAUUGAAAGACCUCGAGGAGCAUCACCAAGUUGCACAUCGGUAUGAAUGUAAUAAGUGCGAUAAGUUCUUCAAUAGCAUGGAUCUUCUUUGGGCCCACUAUGAUUCCACGCAUAUCCGUCAGCGCAAAGUUUGCCGUGAUUUCAUGGACCCGUCCCUCGACCUUAGAGAACACGACAUAUGCUUUCAUAUAUCGCGGCAGCAUAUCCCGCCACCUACUCUUGUUAAUCGAUCAGUCAACGAUCCAAAGCCCCAGCCAACACCAACAACGGUGUUAGCUAGACCAAUUACCGCUUCUCCAGCCACGAUCCGCGCCAUUUUAGCUUUCGAAAAAAAUAUGCUGAUGCUUGGUGCGGAACGCACGAGAAGAGAUCAGGAACAACAAGCCAUGGCAAACUCGGCAAAUAUGGAGUGGAUUCGCAAUAAAGCGAAGGCGAUGGGUAUCGAUCUGAUGUCGAACCAGACUAUGUAUCCAACCAACCAGUGUCCAAAGCCCUGCGAAUCAACCUACUGA